AUGUCCAACACCGCCGGAGACUCGGAAAGGGAAGACUUCCGUUUCGCGUGAACAACCCUGACGUGUCAAAACACUCGAAACAUGCAGGCAGCGGAAUACAACAUUUCCGUCUGCGGUCUACGGUCUCUGUACUCAACAUGGCCGGGCAGUGGGAUGAGCGUAAGGUGGGGAAUAUAAGACUUUGAAGCCCUCCAGGUGUUUGCUGUGAGCGCACAGAGGACCAAAGUCUACCCUCACCAGUCCGAUACUGCCUUUCGAUCAUUUCACCGCUACAAUUUGCGCCCCAGCAUCAUUACACCACUCGCAAUGACCUCUAUAGUCCCUAUCAAGGGCGCAGAGAAGCUUUCCUCCGAAUGGCCUUUUGCGGAGGAUCUGUCGGGCAUCGAUGCGCCAAUCCACCUCGAAGGCGAGAUCAGCGACGUCGUUGUUAGGGGCGUCAUUCCGAGCAGCAUUGACGGGACAUUCUAUCGCGUUGGGCAAGAUAGAGUCAUCCCAGUGGAUAGGGGUCAUGUCCCCUGGUUGGGCAACGGUGUCGUAACAGCAUUUCGGAUCCACAAUGGUCGGGUCGACUUCAGGAUCAAGCAUGUGCACAACGACAAGUACAAGCUCGACAAACACAAGCGUGCAGGCAAUCCUGUGGACAUCGAAGCUUGCCCUUGGAUAGAGCAUCCAUGUGUCCAGGCUGUUAUUUCACAGAUAACUAACACCAACGUGAUUUAUUGGGCAGGUCGUCUUCAAGCCUUGUCCGAAAUGGGCCCCGCCUUCACCAUGGACCCUCAUACGCUCGAGACUACUGGAAUGGAUCCCUAUCGCGCCCACAUCAAGACAAUGACCAGCACUGCGCAUCCACAUAUCGAUCCUCACGCAGAUGAAAUGGUCACGUACUCGAGGGAGCUCCAUCAGAUCGUCUCCUACUCUGUGGACCGCCGAGGACGUGUUAAGAACGAGCACCGCAUCCAAGUACCCGACCUCGGAGUAUGCCACGACUGCGCCGUGACAGAAAACUGGAUCGUGUUCGCUCCAUGGCCAACAGCGAUGCGAGAAAAUCCUCAAGAGGGUGAGACUCAUGUGUGCUGGGACACGAGUCGCCCGACCAGAUUCAUCGUCGUUCCGCGUCGCCCUGAUCAACCUCUGGCUGGAUCCGGCUGGAAGCCCUACGAAUCGCGUUGCUACACCUUCCCCGAGCCUUCUGCCAUCAUCCACACCGCAGGAGCUUGGGAAGAAGACGGAAACAUCUUCUUCGAGGGAACCUUUCCGCACGACAUACGCUCAUCCAUCUUUCCUUUCCUCGGCAAAGAUCCCAAGCAAGCAGUUGGAAAUACAGUCGUCGACCUCGUCCGCUUCAAUAUCAACCCUUCUGGUCCCGACCAAACGACGCUGAAAGAACCCGAAAUCCUGGUCGACAUCCCGAACGAAUUCUGCCGUAUUGACGAGCGAUACAUGACAAAACCAUACGACAAAAUCUUCAUGAACAUUUUCUACUCUGAUCACAAAGAGCCGGCGAAGAAAGGCAUUUUUGCAACUUUGAACGCCGUCGCCAUGCUUUCCAAGGAAACAAAGGAAUUGAAAAUCUACGACCCGGGUCCGAACGUGCGAUGCAUGGAACCAGUUUUUAUUCCUCGCUCUGAAGAUUCUGCAGAGGGAGACGGACAUAUAAUAUUUGCCGUCGAUCGCUUCGAUGUCAAUCUUACGAAUUUGGUGAUUUUGGAUACGAUUGGUGAUUUCCAGACUCCGGUGGCAGUCAUUGAAUUGCCAAUGCGAUUACGGGCACAAAUUCAUGGAAAUUGGGUCGAUGCGAAGGAAGUCGGGUCUCAGCCUUUGGUUCCUCUUCCUCCUUUGGACAACAUGCAUUACAGAUUGUAACUAGAGGGAGUGUCACUCAAUUGCUGGAUAUCGAGCCUUCAGGAUUUCGACCCCAUAAUCAAGGCUUGAAUAGUUUGGAGCCUGUGCUUUUUGGUUCAUCACGUUUGAGGACGCUCCGCGUGUUGCAAGUUGGUAGUCUGCGUCUACUUUGUACCUCGUUCAGCAUUCAGCCACAGCAGGAAAGCUGAGCCUCGGCGAUUGCCGACGAAUUUGAAACUGAAAGCUGGGGUUGCGUGAGAUAGCCAUGAUAGAUUACAUAGCAGUACGAGAAGGACUUUUGUAACCCUCGUUACU
Molecule: messenger RNA, 2157 nt
Organism: Cercospora beticola
Lineage: Eukaryota; Fungi; Ascomycota; Dothideomycetes; Mycosphaerellales; Mycosphaerellaceae
Product: carotenoid oxygenase family protein
Biological process (GO): carotene catabolic process
Molecular function (GO): carotenoid dioxygenase activity
Source: RefSeq, a predicted model, not a curated record